AUGAAGAAAAACUCGACAGCUUUCAUAAUCUUGUGGUUUAUCUGGUCUGUGAGCCAAGUCGACCUUGUACAGAACUACAAAGGAAAAAGCGAAAGCUUAAGCUAUGUGUUCACAAAAGGAGACUUCAUCAUUGGUGGCCUGUCACCCGUUCAUUUCUCCCCAACUGAAGCCGAAGAACAGCAAAAUCCAAAUUCGUUCACUUGCCAAGGAUUGUUAAACACCCGCGGCUUUGAAGCCGUCGAAGCGAUGCUUUUUACUAUGGAUAUGAUAAACGAAGGGCCACUUAAAGACAUCGUGUUACCAAACAUUACCAUUGGCAUGGACAUUAAGGACACUUGUGGUAGCGGAGACUACGCUGUUCGCGAGUCGCUGAAUUUCUCGUUCAUUCGCAACGCUCACGUACAAGAAUGCUCGGGCACGAAGCCGCCCGACGAACAACUACAGACCGUUGCCGUCGUCGGUGCGGCGUACAGUGGCGUGUCGAUGGCAGUUACGAACCUAUGCGGAUUGUUUUAUGUACCAGUGGUGAGUUACGCAUCGACCAGCAGUUUGUUAAGUAACCAAGUCAGAUUCCGUUACUUCUUGAGGACAGUACCCAAUGACAUGCUGCAGGCAAAAGUCAUGGCGGAUCUGGUUCGCGCUAUGAAAUGGAACUAUGUCAUCACACUGGCUUCGGACAGCGAGUACGGACGGUCGGGCAUUGAAGCGUUCAAACAUGCACUCGCCAGCUUUGGAAAUAGCUACGAUGUCUGUAUUCCUGUAGACGAGAGGUUUACCAAGCGAUCAACAGAUCAGGAAUUCGAGAAGAUCUUUGGAAAAAUGAAAGCCAAUCCUAAGGCAAGAGUUGUGAUUCUCUUUGCUCAGCUACACGAUGCCGACAUACUGAUCAACAAAUUCCGUCAGCACAAGUAUAUGGCAAAGGAAAAGUACGUCUGGGUUGGUUCAGAUGCAUGGGCUGAUUCCAAACAAGUCUUGAAAGGCAACGAGGACAUUCUACGAGGUAUGUUUGGUGUGGUGCCCGAAGUUGUGCAUAUUCAAGAGUUUGACAAGUACUUCACGAAUUUUAAUGACAAAAGACGCAAGCGAAAUCCUUGGAUGCGGGAAUAUGAGUAUUUAAAAGUGGCGCACAAUCCAGCCUUCUACCGCCAGACAUUCAGACAUUAUCCCAAAGCACAGUAUGUUAUGGACGCAGUCUUAGCAAUCGCUUAUGCAUUACAUAACAUGCUCGGCUGUCAGUCUCGCAAAGACUGCUCAUCGAAAAUUUCACAGAAAGUAAAACAGCAAGGCUUUCUCAACUACUUGGAGAGCGUGCGUUUUCCGGGAAAGUCUAGAGAAUACUUUUCUUUUAAUGAGCUUGGCGAUGCCAUUGGCGUUUACGAUAUUCGCCAUCUGCAGCUGGGAGGCGGUAAUUACGAGGUCGUGAAAGCUGGCAAAUGGGGUGCCAAAGAGUGUGAUGUGUUUGGCACGAAUGCAUCGAAAAGUUCCUGUCUUGAUUUGGACAUGAAAAUUAUGAAAAUGGUUAAAGAUAAUCUGAAGAACCACACGGAAAAAGGCAUCCCUUUCUCCACGUGCAGCAAAGCCUGUCCGCCUGGUUUUCACAAGAACCCUGAGAAGAACCACGCAAAAUGUUGCUGGGAAUGCCGACCUUGUAGUGGAAAUGCUAUCACGAACCAAACCAACAUGGACGAUUGUACGCCAUGCCCGCGAGGAGACUGGGCCAAUCAUAAUCACUCGCGCUGCGAGCCGAUAGAACCCACAUCUUUACACUGGCGUGACACCCUAGGUGUAAUAAUCAUCUGUAUAUCAGGGGCAGGAAUCCUGGCUGUCAUUUGCACCUUUACUGUCUACUACAUCUACCGUCAGACUCCAGUGGUUAGAGCUUCCAGCAAGGAACUGUGUUACAUUCUGUUAGUUGGUAUCGCUUGGUGUUACGUUACUCCAAUCGUCUUCCUUGUGGAUAGAACAGACCAGGUCUGUCGCGCUAUUCCUUUUGUGACUGGACUGUGUCCGUCGCUCAUAGCGGGGACGCUUUUAACAAAGACAAACCGCAUCUCAAGGAUUUUCAACCGCAAACUCUUGAAAACUGGCACACCUAGCUUUUUGUCCAAGAAGUGGCAGCUCUUGAUGGUGAUUUGCCUAGCCGUUGUAGAGUGCCUCAUUGGAGGAGGCUGCGUUCUAUUCAGCGAGACAGGAAGCCGCCUCUUGAUCUCGGAAACCAAAAAGGAGGUCUGGAAACAGUGCAUAGGCCUACCUAACAUUUGCACGGCGAUUUGGUGGGUGUACAAUGCAGGCCUUGCAUUAACUUGCACCUAUCAGGCAUUCCGAACACGGAAACUGCCUGAAAAUUACAACGAAACUAAGUUUAUCACCUUCACUAUGGUCAUAACUUGCAUCGUUGUCACUAUCUUCAUUCCAACGUACAUUGGAACACAAGGAAUCUACAGGACUACCAUCACCUGUUUUGUGUUUAUCAUAGGCGGUUCUGCAACUCUCUGUUGUAUGUUUGUACCUAAACUGUACAUAAUUCUGUGGAGGCCCGAGAAAAAUGUUCCCAUGCAACCGCGAUCCUCGACGAUUCGUCUAGGAACCAUCUCUCCUUCAGCGUCCUUUGUGCGACGUUUGAGCGUCGAUUCCAACGCGGAGAGAGUAAAAGAAGGCAGGCAACAACGAAUCCACUCUUUGCCUAGUAUCGAAAUAACCAGAACGGAUGGCGAGGGCGGAAACAGCGAAGACGUACCGAAGUUCAAGAAAACCAAACGAUCCUUUUCCCUCAGUCCGGACAUGUUGUCGAGAGCUCGGUCGAGUCCCAAGCGCAGCUCCGAGCGGAACCCGAGGACGUUUCCGGCCCGUCGGCGAGCUAGUGCUGCAAAUGUGCAAUACCCUGCAUCCAUGGAUAUGAUCGAGGAAGACUGCGAGCUCGAGCAGGUGCUGGAGACAACUGGUGACAGCGACGACGCCGUGUUUGAAAGUCAAGAACUCGUCAGAGGCUUAGAACAGCUGAAACCGCAACUUUACGACCGUGAUAAAUCCACUGGCAGUUUGGAUGUGGAAGAAGGUGACUGCGAUUAUCACGAAAAUGAUGUUUUAUUGUUUUCAACCAUGGAAGACAGAUUGGAAGAGAAAGCUAACUGCGAAGAGGGUUAUACGACGUAUAAGGGUCGUUGUGAUAAUGACAACUCUACCACUUGUACCUUGAAUAAAGAUGACUUUCUUGGUGAAACUGAGAGCGGGUCAAACCCUAAAAUGCACAGCUUUCCAGGGAGUGACUCGGAACUGGGCAUAACCUGCCAACACUGCGGAAAUAACUUCACUAAAACUAAUAAAGACAUCUUGCUGAGAGUUCUUCGCGGACACUUAUCAAACAAUGGCAGAAGCCAAACAGGCGAAAAAGGAAAGAAUCGGAUACUUAACAAAGUGAAUAACCCACAGUACCAGAAUUAUCAAAAUGAUAACGUUGCUCGCAAGAGAAAAACUGGCAUAGCUGAAGUGAUCGCUGGUGAUGAACGCCUAGCGUCUAGUGGUCUGGAUGUGAAUGACAACAGGCCGGUCAAACGACAGCGGAACCCUAGUUAUUACAGAUGCGAAUCUCUCAGUUUGCCUUCCCUAAUCGCUCCUUUCUCUGAAGGAAGAGACUCCCUUGAUUUCAAAGUAAUGGCGAGCAAAAAAGCGCGAGAGAAGCACAAACGCUUUCUUCCAAAUAGAAAGAACUACAUUCCCAGAGAAGAUGAUGUUAAGAGUAAGUCUAAGCCGAAUGGAGACGUUUGUCAUCUUUUUAUAAAUGGCGAAUCCGACGAGUUUAAAACCGAGACUGAUGAGCUACUUUGCGAAGAUGGAGAAGCCGAAACUGUACUGUAA
This is a messenger RNA of Orbicella faveolata, 3855 nucleotides long. RefSeq names its product metabotropic glutamate receptor 2-like. Gene Ontology annotation, cellular component: membrane. Lineage: Eukaryota; Metazoa; Cnidaria; Anthozoa; Scleractinia; Merulinidae. Gene Ontology annotation, biological process: G protein-coupled receptor signaling pathway. Gene Ontology annotation, molecular function: G protein-coupled receptor activity. The record is from RefSeq and is a predicted model, not a curated record.